AUGUUCUGUCCAUCAAAGUCGGUACCCUUCGAAGCCGAGAAGGACAUCCCGUCCCUCGAUGGCAAAGUGAUCCUCGUCACAGGGGGCAACGUCGGACUCGGCAAACAAGCUAUUCUCGAAUACGCUCGCCAUAACCCCCGCCUCAUCUGGCUAGGCGCGCGAAGCGUCCAAAAAGCGAACGCGGCGAUCGACGAAAUCAGACAACAAGUCCCCAACGCGGCCAUCCAAGUCCUCGAGCUCGACCUCGGCUCCUUCGCCUCGAUCAAAAAGGCCGCGGCAACGGUCCUCUCAACCUCACCCCGGCUCGACAUCCUGAUGCUCAACGCCGGUAUCAUGGCCACGCCGCCCGGGCUCACAACAGACGGCUACGAGCAGCAGUUCGGCACGAACCACAUGGGCCACGCACUCCUAACCAAGCUCCUCCUCCCGCUGCUCACCAAGACAGCCACAACCACAGACGACGCCAUGAAGCAGCCGUCCCUCGCGGGCGCCGUCGCGGACGUGCGCGUCAUCUCGCUCUCGUCGGACGGGCACAACCAGGCGCCCAAGGCGGGGAUCGUGUUCCACGCGCUCAAGACCGACGGCGACGCGCUCGGGCCGCUGGGCCGGUACGGGCAGAGCAAGCUGGCCAACGUGCUGUGGGCGCGGCAGCUGGCGCGGGCGCAGCCGCAGCUGACGGUGGCGGCGGUGCACCCCGGGGUGGUGCAGACGCAGCUGAUGGAGCGGGCGACGGGGGUGCCGUCGGUCGUGCGGGUGCUCUCGCGCGCCGCCGUCAACAUGAACCUGCUCACGCCCGUGGACCGCGGGGUGCGGAACCAGCUGUGGGCGUCGGUCGCGACCGAGGGCUUGGUGAGCGGGGAGUAUUAUCAGCCGGUCGGCGUGGCCGGGAAAGCGAGUGCGCAUGGGAAGGAUGAGGAGCUGGCGAGAAGGUUGUGGGAAUGGACGGAGAAGGAGCUGGAGGGCCAUUGCUGAGAUUUAGUAUGGAGUCGACACUUCUUUGCAUAAUUACCAAGGUACCUAGUUCUUCGAGCUUUCUCGGCACAUGUAGCCGAACAUAAUGCCCAAUAUACACCCUUCACCACUCGCACGUCCUUGUACCGCUCCUUCAACGAGGGGCGUUUCUCCGCAUGCCGAAAGAUAUAUCUCAUUGAUUAGCUCGAGGUACUGCUGCCUCGAUGCAAGGGCAACAUACACCCUGGUGCUCUCCGCCG
Molecule: messenger RNA, 1211 nt
Organism: Chaetomium fimeti
Lineage: Eukaryota; Fungi; Ascomycota; Sordariomycetes; Sordariales; Chaetomiaceae
Exons: 1
Coding region: 1-972 (323 amino acids)
Source: RefSeq, a predicted model, not a curated record